Molecule: messenger RNA, 384 nt
Organism: Striga asiatica
Lineage: Eukaryota; Viridiplantae; Streptophyta; Magnoliopsida; Lamiales; Orobanchaceae
Source: the annotation of a GenBank genome assembly
AUGGGUGCAGAUGGGAACAUAGGAGUAGGGUAUCAGGAUCUUGAUAUCAGUGCUAAAUGUUCACUAUCUGAUGGAUAUCUCAUGCAAGGUUGGGCAUUUAAACAUGGAAUGGAAGCAGAUAGGUGGUGGAUACCUAUUCAAAAGCAGCAGAUGACAGAGGGGGAAAGGUUAUUAUUGUUGAGGACAUGGCUUCGGAAAGGGAGGAUAGCCAGCUGGGAUAAGGUGGUCAUUGCAUUCAGAGAUAAGAAAUUGUGCAAAAGAGUGUACGGCCGGCGGGGCCGGUCCGGUUUGGUCCGUUCAGACCGCGAUCGUGCGCGGUUUUUCUGGCGUCCGGCCGCCGAUCGCGAUCGGCUGAGAAGAGUUGAGAGAGUGGUGGACUUCUGA